AUGAGCGCCCAAGGAACCACUGCUAAGCUGGCAAAUGGGGUUGUGACUCGUGAUGAUCCGGCCCCAUCGACGUCAAUGGCUGCUGAAGUAACGGCGGCUUCAGAGGUUCAAGGGACUUCAGACAUACUAAGUGUGCAUCAGCCAGCUGCGGGACCUGUUGUGGAGGCGCAGGGUGAUGUGCAAGGCGUACAGACGGUGCAGCCUUUCCAGGCCUUGGAGACUGCAGCUGGUGUGCGGCAGGCGAAGCCCAAGGAAGCUUCGACGAUCGCAGAGCCAGGCAGUAGAUCAGAUCAGAUCUGGAGCAACGUGCUGGUGACCGCAGAGCCGAGGCUUCUAGAAGCCCUUGGCGUUUCAGUUAAACUGGAAUUGUGGGGACUCCUACGUGCUCUCUAUGGCUUACGAGAGGCUCCACUGUUGUGGGGAAACUUCCGUGACGAUACGUUGCGGACGUUGAAGACUCCUCGUGGGCUGGUCUGGAAGCAGGGGAAAGCUAUUACGUCGUGGUGGUCUAUACUGGACGGCAAUGGACAUGUUACAGCUUUGGUUGUAGUGUACGUAGACGACUUUAUGAUAUGUGGACCAAGGGAGAUUGUCGAGGAGCUAGGCAGUGCAGUGCAGCAGGUGUGGGAGACUUCGGAGUUGGCUUUCUUGGGUCCAGACAAUUCGAUAAGGUUCCUCGGAAUGGAGCUGCAAAGAGAGUCUGAGAAUGCCAGAGAAAUCCUGGUGCUUCAACAGGGAUAUCUUCAGGAGCUCAUGCGGACCCAUGACAUGAAGUCCACACACCUUGACAAGAUUCCCAUCACAAAGGAGCUAUCAAUUGUUCCAGAAGUACCAGAGCCUACCAACCCAGACUUGAUCCGGGCUGCGCAACAGAUUACUGGAGAAGUGCUCUGGGUGGCCCAGCGCACACGUCCAGAUUUGUCGUUUGCAACAUGCAUCAUGGCUACACUAUGCACCAGAUGUCCCACCCAAACGCUGAGUAUUGGAAAAAAGGUCCUCGGGUACUUGCAGCGUACCAGUGGCUACGGGCUGGUGGUGUGUUGGCAAGAGGUCGGCCUCCUUAUGUACUCUGACGCGUCAUUUGCGCCACAGGGAUGUCGUUCCCACGGAGGCUGGGUGGUAAUGUUCGGCGGUGUGCCAGUAUCAUGGAGGAGUCGGCGGCAAAGUAUGAUUACGCUUAGUACCGCCGAGGCGGAGCUUCUGGCGUUGCUAGAAGGAGCAGUCGCGGCAAAGAGCACAGAGGCCAUCCUUGCGGACAUCGGGGAAAAGGUUCAUGAGCGUACGAUUGCCACGGACUCCACAUCCGCGUUGAGUAUAACCACAGGUUCGAGCAGUUGGAGAACGCGUCACCUACGGAUAAAAGCAGGGUGGUUGCAAGAGCAGAUAGAUGGCGGCUUCUUCAAGGUGAUUCACUGGCCUGGCGAGAAGCAGCCAGCAGAUCUCCUUACCAAGGCUCUUAGCUCUGCGCGGCUAGAAGACCUACUACAAUGGUGGAGCAUUGGAGAGCGACGAGUCACAGUACGACGUCCGUCAACAGCAGUGAAGGUUUCGGCACGAUCGCUGUUGGCAGCGAUUUGCUGCUUGUUAAUGGUGUCGGUGCAGGCAGGUGGGGGAGAGCAACGUGUACAUGGAUCUGGCCUGCAAGUCGACGGGGACAUGGCAAGCUUGAUGAUGAUCCUGCUGAUGAUCCUUGGAGUACUACUGAUCUACGAAGUUGUGAAGUGGUCAAUGGCGGAGAUAUGCAAUGAAUGGAUCCCAGGAGCUGGAGCACGGCGUCUUCGGAGACUACAGAAGCUACAGGUGGCGACUACGGCGGCCAUUGAGCGCGAGUUGGAAAGGAUCCAGGAGACUGGCAGCUUAGCGAGGGAGUCAUCCACUGGGCAACAGGAAGAUCAGCGAGAAUGGUGGAAGGAGACAAAGCUCGACAAUAAGGCCAAGUCGACAGAGUGGUACAGGAGAUUGGCUACCUACUCAGAGGUCUUCUACCCCGAUAAGACGAUCGACUACCAGAACCCCAAGUCCAUCGACUCGUGUGAUGUUUCCUUUGAAUUCACCAACAACAUGGUCUUCCUCUUUCAGGUCCAAAGGAGGACCGAGCUCGACGUCUUGGUGGACGACUUGGUGAAUUGA
Symbiodinium sp. CCMP2456 is the source of this 2130-nucleotide messenger RNA. The record is from the annotation of a GenBank genome assembly. Lineage: Eukaryota; Dinophyceae; Suessiales; Symbiodiniaceae.